GGGCGGGGAGGCAGCCAGGGUAUAAAGGCUCCGGAGCGCACCGUCGGGGCUGCAUUCUGAGUGCGCGAUCAGAAACCGACUCUCAUGGAAGUACAGAGGAAUAUCGGGCCCCAACAGACGAAUAGCAGCAGCAGCAUGUGUGAAUCCACGCAGAGGUCCUGCGAGCCUCGCCGAAAGAGGAUGGACGAGCGCAGUGCGCCUUCGGAGAUGGCGAGGAUAAUCACCGAUCCUGCCACGGGGAAGUGCUACUGCCGUGGAAAAGUUUUGGGAAAGGGAGGAUUUGCUAAAUGCUAUGAGAUGACAGACCUCUCCACCAGUAAAGUUUAUGCAGCCAAAAUCAUCCCACAUGCGCGCGUCUCCAAACCUCACCAACGGGAGAAGAUUGACAGAGAAAUUGAGCUGCACAGAGCACUGCACCAUAAACAUAUAGUGCACUUUUAUCACCAUUUUGAGGAUAAGGAGAACAUCUACAUCCUGUUGGAAUACUGCAGCAGAAAAUCGUUAGCUCAUAUUCUAAAGGCUCGCAAAGUGCUUACUGAGCCAGAAGUGCGUUAUUACCUGCGACAGAUUGUCUCUGGACUGAAGUACUUGCAUGAACAAGAAAUCCUUCACAGAGAUCUGAAACUUGGUAACUUUUUUGUGAGUGAUUCGAUGGAACUGAAGGUCGGGGACUUUGGUCUUGCUGCCAAGUUGGAGCCAGCGGGAAACAGGAGGAAGACGAUCUGUGGAACUCCCAACUACCUGUCCCCCGAGGUGCUCAACAAGCAGGGCCACGGCUGUGAAUCAGACAUCUGGGCCUUAGGCUGUGUAAUGUACACUAUGCUGUUGGGCAGACCACCAUUUGAAACCACCAACCUGAAGGAGACGUACAGGUGUAUCAGAGAGGCGCGUUACUCUCUUCCCUCCUCCUUGUCGCCACAGGCCAAGCAGCUAAUCGCCAGCCUGCUGGCCAAGAUCCCCGAGGACAGACCCAAUCUGGACCACAUUCUGAGACACGACUUCUUCACACAGGGCUUCAGUCCAGAGCGUCUGUCUGCUAGCUGUUGCCACUCAGCACCAGAUUUCCACGUCUCUAGUCCCGCCAAAAGCUUCUUCAAGAAAGCUGCCGCGGCGCUGUUUGGCGGGAAGAGGGACAAGGUCAAAUACUACGAGACUCUGAAUAAGUUAACUAAAGAGGAAGAGGAGAUCUACAAACUGCAGCAUGACUUGGAGAGAACUGUCAUCAGCCAACAACAAAGCAAAAAACUUUCCGAGAAUGGAAGUGUACUUCCGCCAUCUGCUGAGAGCCCUGUUGCCUUGGCAACAGAGAGCCAGUCCCCGACAACGCAAGACACCAUCCGUCUGAUCGUCAGGGGGAGUCUGGGGAGCUGCAGCAGCAGUAGUGAAUGCCUGGAAGACAACACAACAGGGAGUGUGGCUGAGACUGUUGCAAGUGUUUUAAGGGGCUGUUUGGAGAAUAUGGCUAAAGAUGACAUUCCUCAGGGCUCAAACAGCUGCAGUCUUCAAUGGGUGACUAAAUGGGUGGACUACUCCAACAAGUACGGCUUUGGCUACCAGUUGUCUGAUCACACCGUGGGAGUUCUCUUCAACAAUGGCACUCACAUGAGCCUCCUGCCAGACAGAAAGACUAUCCAUUACUAUGCAGAGUUGGGCCAGCGCUCCGUCUUCCCCACCUGCGAGGUUCCCGAACACUUUGUGGGCCAAGUGACUGUGCUCAAGUACUUCUCCCAUUACAUGGAGGAAAACCUGAUGGAUGGUGGAGACCUUGGUACUAUGACAGAUGCACACAUGCCCAGACUGUACCUGCUGCAGUGGCUCAAAUCAGACCGCGCCCUCAUGAUGCUCUUUAACGACGGCACUUUCCAGGUUAACUUUUACCAUGAUCACACCAAGAUCAUCCUGUGUUGCCAGAGGGAUGAGUACAUGCUGACAUACAUCAAUGAGGACCGCAUCUCCAAAACCUUCAAACUGAGCUCCCUGCUGACGUCCGGCUGCCCUACAGACCUGCGUGAUCGCAUGGUGUACUCCCUCAACAUGCUUCUGCAGAGAUGCAGCUAAACCCAACAAUAACGUGUCCGGGAAAGACAAACGAGACGAAAUCUACUCGAUGUGUUGCUGCAGAGGGGCAAGGAUCUGGAAAAAAUGUGUGAGAAAUGUGGAUUUCAAGGAUGGGAUUGAGCAGAGUAAAUUAACAUUCCUCCGUCGCUGCACCUUCGUGACUCAGCAGCGGCGCAGGUGAAAAAAUAGCAAAGAGAAGCUGAAAGAGACUGAAAAACUGAAAUGUAGCACAAUGACUGUGGAUGGGAAAAAAGGGCUGAUUUAUAUGUCGAUUGUUGGAGGAGA
Molecule: messenger RNA, 2343 nt
Organism: Amphiprion ocellaris (clown anemonefish)
Lineage: Eukaryota; Metazoa; Chordata; Actinopteri; Pomacentridae
Gene: plk2b
Product: polo-like kinase 2b (Drosophila)
Exons: 14
Coding region: 85-2058 (657 amino acids)
Biological process (GO): mitotic cell cycle; protein phosphorylation; regulation of cytokinesis
Cellular component (GO): spindle pole; cytoplasm; nucleus
Molecular function (GO): protein serine/threonine kinase activity; ATP binding; protein binding
Source: RefSeq, a predicted model, not a curated record